AUGGCUGGCCUUGAUCCAACGGGGGAUUGGAUGGGGCGGGGAGCUCGGGCCCUCGACAAUCCCCGUACCGCCACGGGAGAACACUCCUUGGAGCAGUUAUACCGCCUGUUAAGUGCUAUAAAUGAGCACGGUAAAGAGGCCCCACAAUUUGAGGAACUCAAAAAUAGAGUGUUCCUCAAGAAAGGCGGCCCUGAGGGAGACUCUAUCGCAUAA
Thlaspi arvense is the source of this 213-nucleotide messenger RNA. The record is from the annotation of a GenBank genome assembly. Lineage: Eukaryota; Viridiplantae; Streptophyta; Magnoliopsida; Brassicales; Brassicaceae.